AUGAUGCCAGCCACACUCACCGCAUCAUUCCAUUCAAUAAUGAGAAGAACAAUUCCUCCUCCUGUUCAUCCUUGCUAUGAGGCACCCAAUAAUCAUAACCAGAGUAUGAAUCCGUCCCAUGAGGUCUCAAACACAUGCUCAUCCUCUUUGUCUUCCUCCUCUUCUUCACGACUACCUUCCAUUGAAACCAUGUUGUUGAUGAUUUCAGGAAGAAGAAGAGAUUCCUCUUGUUCCACCACCACCUUCUUCUCUCCUUCUUCCCAACCACAACAAGAACCACAACCCAACCAGCAUCAUCACCACCACCAAUACUCUGACCACUUGUUUGUUCCCAAAUUAUCCUGCCAUACAUGGGAGGAUCGAGAGUAUCUUUCAAAACUAACGUUUAAGCCUCCAUCCCUUAUACUACGAUCAUCCUCACCUUCCUCCUUACACUCAUCUCAUCCUCUCAACCAUCCUCUCAACCAACAACAACAACAUGAUGAAGAGAGUCGUCAAAGGAGUCUUCCUCAGGUUCCAGGACCUAUGGAUCGUUAUUCAUUCUCAUCAACACUAUCAGAAAGUCAUGUCCAUGUUGUUGAUGAAUCUUUGACUACCUCUUCUCCUCUUCUUCUUUCUCAUGAGAAGAGUUCAUGCAUGUACCAUUGUCCUACUACUCGAGAGACUACUGUAUUUCCUCUUGCUUCUUCACAACAUGAUCAUUCAUAUCCACAACAACAUGAUCACCUUAAUCAUCAUUCUUCAAAUGCUCUUCACACCUCAAGCUCUUCUUUUGGCUCACAUUGGUCAACAUGGAAGACAACUCAAGAAUAUUCCUUCCUGACGACGUCAUUAUCAGGACGACCAAAUGGAUCUUGCUCGAAGAUGUCUGAGGAGAGCUCGUUGCUGGUGAGCCCAAACCAUUCAUCAAACGAUCAAAAGAACUCUGCUCACGACUACCUGAAGCACCACCACCAUCAUUUCCAACAAGAACAACCAUCCUCAUGCGAAACGACAGUUUCAUACGAAAGUUCAAACAGAACCACCACUCCUCUCACUACUUCUUCUUCUUGUUUGUCUUCUUCGUCGUCGUCUCGAAGAAUCCAUUCUGAGGAAUCAAUUUCGAUUUCUUCUUCAUCCAAGAAAAAGAUCAAUCCAAUUCAUCCUCAUUCUACUGUUGUACAAUCACACCAAGUUGAUGAUGCUGACCAUGAAGAGAAGAAGACAAAAGAUUCCUUAACGAAACCUCAAUAUUCCAAACAAAAAAUUGGAAAAUUGAGAUUAAAGACUUCCUGUACGAAAAGUGUGGCCAAUCAAAAUCAGAAUGGACACAAUAAAGGAUGGUGGACAGAGGAUGAACAUGAAAGAUUUCUUCAAGGUUUGAAAGAGUGUGGAAAUAAUUGGAAAUUAAUUGCAGAAAAGUAUGUGAAAAGUCGUUCGAGGACACAAGUAGCAAGUCAUGGACAGAAAUGGAGACAAUCUUGUGAAAUGCAUGUAGAGAAUGUUGAAUUGGUGCAGGAGAAUUGA
Naegleria fowleri is the source of this 1506-nucleotide messenger RNA. RefSeq lists its product as uncharacterized. The coding region runs from base 1 to 1506 and encodes 501 amino acids. The transcript has a single exon. The record is from RefSeq and is a predicted model, not a curated record. Gene Ontology annotation, molecular function: DNA binding. Lineage: Eukaryota; Heterolobosea; Eutetramitea; Acrasida; Naegleriidae.